GAUGCUCUCAAUUCCUCAUCCGUUGUCUAAACUAAGAACAAGGAGCAACUGAUGCGUUUGCAUGCAGUUGUGAUGGAAGGCUCUGUGUCGAAUUUAGAGAUCUGCAACUUAGCCUACACUGGCAAAUUUGAACAACUUAAAAAAUGUAUUUUAUCUGAUAAAACUCUCGCAACAAAAACAGACCAGGAUCAUAGGACUGCUCUGCAUUGGGCUUGUUCAGCUGGACAUGCGAAUAUUGCUCAGUUUCUUCUGGAUAUCGGAGUUGAAGUGAAUCUUAAAGAUGACGCCUCCUGGACUCCUCUACAUAUUGCAGCUUCUGCAGGAAGAGAAGAAAUUGUGAGAUCAUUAAUAUCCAAAGGGGCACAACUGAAUUCAGUGAACCAAAACGGCUGCACCCCCUUGCAUUAUGCAGCAUCAAAGGACCGAUAUGAGAUAGCCCUGCUUUUGUUGGAAAAUGGUGCAGACCCUAAUGCUACAGAUAAAUUAGCAUCUACACCCCUUCACAGGGCAUCAGCAAAGGGCAACUACCAUCUUAUUCAACUACUUCUUAAACAGAGUGCUUCUACCAAUAUUCAAGACUCAGAGGGAAACACACCUCUUCAUCUGGCAUGUGAUGAAGAGCGGGUAGAGGCUGCAAAACUCUUAGUUGAACAUGGUGCCAGCAUCUACAUUGAGAAUAAGGAGGAGAAGACCCCCUUGCAAGUUGCCAAAGGUGGGCUUGGAACUUUGCUUAAGAGAAUUGUAGAGGGCUGAAGUAUUCACUGAACAACUCCUAGAAGGGUAGUGCAUAGGCAGAUGCACAACAAAUGUGAUGAAGAAUAACCAUUUGACCAAAAGGAUGGCAGACGACAACAACCACAAAAACGCUGCCAAUGAAAAUAAGAGAACUAGUGCAGGAAUUACGAGUGCUUGGGCUGUAAAGUGUGAAAAGUACAUACAUGACUUAUGUACAUUAUGAAUGUUCUGAAAUAUAUUUAAAAUUUUUGUUUAAGUUUAGUAUUUCAGGGUUGACAACUAACCCAUGCGCUUCUUUUGCACCUACCUACAUAUAGUUUUGUUUUUGGGCUGGUUUUAAAGUAUGGAAAUCUUGCACAAUAAUCAUUUAGUUCACAAAUGUGGAAAUUAUUAUUAAAAGAAAAUAAAAUGAAUUGAUGUAAUCUAAAUUAACUUGUAUUUAAUAUACAGAUGAAGUACGUUAUUUUUACCCCAUGCUGAGUGAGCCUUAUUUCUCUCCUAACACAACUGUGGUUUGAUGAAUGUACAUGAUGCUUCCCUUUGGCAAAGACAGCUUUUAGCCUGAAGAUUGCUGGGGACUUGGAAUCUCAAAUACCAUAUAUAAUUAUCCAACCCUUAGACAUCCCAGUGUAUGUGACAGCAAAAUGCAUAUUUGUUUUUUCCAAAGCAGGUUCAUGGUGCCAUUAAACACAUUCUUUCUUUUUCUUUUUUUUUCCUUGAGUGAGGAUUUUCAGACUUAGUCAGUUUCAUAGGAUUUAACUCGUACAUUUCAACAACCACUUGCAGACUUUUGACUCAUGUUUUUUGUGGUUUUUGACCUUCCUUGUUUUAAUAGAAGGCAAAUGUCAUACAAGAAUAUUUAAUAGUUUGUAAAGACUUAAUUGAUUAGUGUAAAGAAUUAAUUUACUGAUUAAACAAAUCUAUAAGUUAAAGCUUCAAUUAGAUUUUGUUCAUUGGUAUAUUUAACUAGUAAUUGUUACAUUCUGUUUCUUGAAGAGGAGCUGUUUUUCUCUUAUUUACUUUCUUUCUGAUUGAAGGUUAGAUUUCUUUUUUUCACAUCUGCUGUAUCGAACAUGGUUAAAAAACAAAAUCUUGAAAUUAAGGAAACAAA
This is a messenger RNA of Electrophorus electricus (electric eel), 1846 nucleotides long. RefSeq names its product proteasome 26S subunit, non-ATPase 10 (gene psmd10). The record is from RefSeq and is a predicted model, not a curated record. Gene Ontology annotation, molecular function: protein binding. NCBI's taxonomy places the organism in Eukaryota, Metazoa, Chordata, Actinopteri, Gymnotiformes, Gymnotidae.